GUCCAGAGGCCCACCGCUCAGUCGCAGAGCGAACCAGACCAGACCAAGAUCAUCCCGAGCAGUCGUCCCAAGGCGUUUGGCAGUCCAAAAAUAAACCAAAGUCAUCGCAGCUGAGGCAAAGAAGGCACCGCACUUGAAAGAUUCUGCAAAAAAUAGAACAUAAAUUUUCCAUUUUCUGCGUAUCGAUUCGGGGACAAGAUUCGAAACUGCGUAGUUUUCGGGAAAUUGUCAGGCCACCACUUCUUUCAUGUCUUGCCAAAAUCUUCGCUGCGUUCAGGCCAACGGAGUAAACAGCUGCCGCCGCGUCCGACAAGCGGCAAUGUCAGCACUUUAACAAGAAAGCUAACAAAAAAUAAAGAAAAAGGCGAAUAACAAAUCCAACGGCCAUCGACCGGAUAUCCAAAAAAUAUCUACAAAAAUUAAUAACUCGCCGGAGUGCAAGUGAUUCGCGAUAGAGUGCGGAACAACUUUCCGCGGCAAACACAAAAACCGGAGGACUGCGACGGGGGUGCAAAAAUUGAUUUCGUUAGCCUUUUGCCAGCACCAACUGCAUGGGUAAAGUUAUGAGAGUGAAUUCGUUACCGCCGCCCGCCCACAACUGCCACGCCCACGCCCGCUCCAAGCAACAACAGCAAAAACAAUUGAAAUUGAAGAAAACCGAAAUAUAUUUUAUGUUCAACAACUUGUGCAAGAGAAAAACUUUAACGGAGUAUAAGUUAUUGACACUAAAACAAAACCGGGACAGUGAGUGAAUUACCGAAGCAAACCGCAGAGCAGUGACAACCGUGAUCGUUAAAGUUUCAAUCAACAUAAAUUCGUUAAAAAAUAAACAAAAUUAGUCAUAUUUAGAAAAACACCAAUAAAUAGAACCAAAACUACCGAAAAUAAUACUAUUGCGAGGGAGCGUGGGCUGUCAGCGGAUCAAGGAUAAUUAUAAAUAGAGUAAAUCCAGAUCAAAAUGGUUGGAGUUACUGCCGACGCCUCGCAGGCGAAUCAGCUGUCCUCGGCCAAGAACCCGAUGAUCAAGUACAUGCUGAAGACCCGGGAGAAUCAUGCCCGUGAACAGGAUCGCGACUACUCGCAUGUCUUCCGACGGAAGACGAGGUUCGAGAUGUUCCGCUUGUCCGCCAUCGCAAUGGCCAUUGAGUUUGCCUACGCGGCGGAGACGAGUUUCGUAUCCCCGAUCCUCCUGCAGAUCGGUGUGGAUCACAAGCACAUGUCCAUGACCUGGGGCCUCUCGCCGUUGAUUGGAUUCUUUGUGUCCCCGCUACUGGGCAGUAUUAGCGAUCGCUGCAAGCUUCGUUGGGGUCGCCGACGUCCGAUUAUAUCGAUUCUAUCCUUUGGCAUAAUGUGUGGCCUUAUCCUGGUGCCCUAUGGCAAGGAUCUGGGGCAGCUUCUCGGCGACGCAGGAUAUGAAUACGCAGAGCCAGUCCUGAACCUUACCUCCUCGGCGGCAGGAUCAGUGGCCGCCUUGGUUUCGGGUGAGGCCACAGUAGGACCCUCAGCUUCCGACUAUAAAUUCGCCGUGAUCCUUACGAUUUUGGGCAUGGUUCUGCUGGAUUUCGAUGCGGAUACCUGUCAAACCCCCGCUCGCACCUAUUUGCUGGAUAUGUGUGUGCCGGAGGAGCAGCCCAAGGCGAUGACCAUGUUUGCCCUGUUCGCAGGAUUUGGAGGAACCAUUGGAUAUGCCAUCGGAGGAGUCGAUUGGGAAACCACGCACAUUGGCAGCUUUAUGGGCGGAAAUAUACCCACUGUCUUCACCCUGGUCACCAUUAUAUUCGCAGUGUGCUAUCUGAUCACGGUGACGACGUUCCGGGAGAUUCCGCUGACUUUGAUCGAACAGGAUGAGCUGUUGCGACCUCUUUCCGAGCAGGCCAUCAAGAAGGAGCUGAAGAAGAAGAACAACACAAUCUAUUAUAUCCAGGAGACCACACAGUUGGAGCUGCAGAUGGCCAGUGAUGAUCCCAAGAGGGAGGAGGCCUUGCAGGGCAGCUACCAAAAUGGCUAUUCACCCGCCCUGGAGAAGCAGAGCAAGAGUCAGGACUUGGAGACCCAGGCGGACUACGAUGCUCCCGUUUCGCUAAAGGCCUAUCUCAAGAGCAUCUUCAUCAUGCCCUACUCGAUGCGCAUGCUGGCCCUCACCAAUCUCUUCUGCUGGAUGGGCCACGUCACCUACUGCCUCUACUUCACCGACUUUGUGGGCGAGGCGGUGUUCCACGGGGAUCCCACCGCUGCUCCCGGCACGGAGGCCGCCCUCAACUACGAGGCCGGAGUCAGAUUUGGCUGCUGGGGAAUGUCCAUCUACGCAUUCUCCUGCUCCAUCUACUCGCUGUCCGUCACCAAGCUGAUGAAGUGGUUCGGCACAAAGGCUGUCUACAUUAGUGGUAUGAUCUACUAUGGUAUUGGAAUGCUGGUGCUCGGCUUGUGGCCCACUAAAUGGGGAGUUCUGGUGUUCAGCACGUCGGCAGGAAUUCUUUAUGGAACUAUCUUCACAGUGCCUUUUAUACUGGUGGCUAGAUAUCACGCCAAAAAUUGUUUCUGCAUUAAAAACGGCGAGACUGUGCCGCUGAAACAGGCUCGAGGUCUGGGCACCGAUGUGGCCAUCAUAAGCAGCAUGGUGUUCAUCGCCCAGUUGAUUGUCUCCUUAUCCGUGGGUCCUCUGGUAUCCUGGAUGAACACAACCUGUGCCGUGCUGUACGCCUCGACGUUCCUGUCCUUUUUGGCGGCCAUCGCCGCCCUGUUUGUGUUAUAUGUCUAGGAAUUUAGGGCGCUGAUGCCCCGAUGUUUUACAUGAAUUUUACAUAGCGUAAACGUAGCUGGCUGAGUAUCUUUGCCUACCUUCUGGCAGUAUCUGCGAUCAUACUUUGUUGUGGCAUACUUUAAGAAUGAUGCGUUUAAUGUACUUGUAAUCAUUUAA
Messenger RNA from Drosophila takahashii, 2917 nucleotides. It is a transcript of the gene Slc45-1, whose product is annotated as Solute carrier family 45 member 1. Gene Ontology annotation, molecular function: sucrose:proton symporter activity. Gene Ontology annotation, biological process: transmembrane transport. The record is from RefSeq and is a predicted model, not a curated record. Lineage: Eukaryota; Metazoa; Arthropoda; Insecta; Diptera; Drosophilidae. Gene Ontology annotation, cellular component: membrane.